AGUCUCAGGCUACCGGGACUGACGAGGGUGGGCCGCGGCUCGGGGUGGAGUCCACGGGCAAAGGAUGUGAGCUCACAGGCUGCGAUUGCUGGCCGGCAAGGCGACCGCAGGUGUCGGCUUGAGACCCAGCGGAGAGGAGAGGCUGCCCCCGGGACGCGCUGAGAGUAUGAGGCUCUGGCCUCCACUGGCCACUCACUCGUGACCCUUCCACCACGGCGGAGCCUUCCAAGCCGACCUCCUGCCGUGUGGUGAUCUACCUGCAGCGGGAGAUGUCAGGGGAUACCUGUCUGUGCCCAGCCUCAGGGGCCAAGCCUAAGCUGAGUGGCUGCAAGGGAGGAGGCCUGGGUAACAAAUACGUCCAGCUCAAUGUGGGUGGUUCCCUGUACUACACCACCGUGCGGGCGCUAACCCGGCAUGACACAAUGCUCAAGGCCAUGUUCAGCGGGCGCAUGGAGGUGCUGACUGACAAAGAAGGCUGGAUCCUCAUAGACCGAUGCGGAAAGCACUUUGGCACCAUUUUGAAUUACCUCCGAGAUGACACAAUCAUCCUCCCUCAAAACCGACAGGAAAUCAAGGAAUUGAUGGCUGAAGCGAAAUAUUACCUCAUUCAGGGCCUGGUGAACAUGUGCCAGACUGCCUUGCAGGACAAAAAGGAUUCCUACCAGCCUGUGUGCAACAUCCCCAUCAUCACGUCUGUGAAGGAGGAGGAAAGGCUCAUUGAGUCCUCCACCAAGCCUGUGGUGAAGCUGCUGUACAAUAGGAGCAACAACAAGUACUCGUACACCAGCAACUCCGACGACCACCUGCUGAAAAACAUCGAGCUGUUUGACAAGCUCUCCCUGCGCUUCAACGGCCGUGUGCUCUUCAUCAAGGAUGUCAUCGGCGAUGAGAUCUGCUGCUGGUCCUUUUAUGGCCAGGGUCGGAAACUGGCGGAGGUGUGCUGCACCUCCAUUGUGUAUGCCACGGAGAAGAAGCAGACCAAGGUGGAAUUCCCGGAGGCCCGAAUCUAUGAGGAGACGCUGAACGUCCUACUCUAUGAGACCCCCCGAGUCCCUGACAACUCCUUAUUGGAGGCCACAAGCCGGAGCCACAGCCAGGCGUCCCCCAGUGAAGAUGAGGAGACCUUUGAACUGCGGGACCGUGUCCGCCGCAUCCACGUCAAGCGCUACAGUACUUACGACGACCGGCAGCUCAGCCACCAGUCUGCCCAUCGCGACUGACAAGACCCUCUGGGAGUCAGGGCACAGGACACCCUGCCUCCCCUCCUGUAGACACCCCCUCCACUGGCCACCCCACGCUGCUACUGGCUGAGUCUCUGCUCUAGCACCCAGAGGUUUGACGGCCCGCAUGGGGCUUCAGAGGGCCUGAGCAGGAAAGGGCCCACAUUCCCUUGCCCUGCUCCGUGAGCACUGUGGGAUGUCCGAGCCCUCGCCCCUUGGCUCAGCGGCUCCCUGCCUGCCUGACAGGGAGCUGCCUCUGCCCCUGGAGUGUGGAUCAGCCUGCCCCUCUCCCACUGAGAACAUUGCCCUUGGCCAGGGCUGAGCAGCUCUUUCCUCUGUUGAAGGGCUACCUGUAGGGCUCAGCUAGGGAAUGGGUUCGUUCUGUGGGGAAGGCAGCUUCUGGUGCUGUGGAGGCCCAGUUUCUAACAAGGUGGGGCUCCUUUUUUCCUAAGGUAUUUAAGCACAGGCUUGAUGAGUUUUUUUUAAAAAUCAUCUAGGAAAUGCAUAGUUUUAAGUAAUAAUGAGGGGAUUGGGUACUUCUGCUUCCCUUCCAGGGUGCUAAGACCCUGGAUCUGGAAGAACCCUUGGCCCUUUUUGAUGCCUUUGGGAUCUGUUUCUUUAAAGCACUUUGUACUUUUGUUCAGAUUUGUAUUCUGCCCUGACCCACAUCUUUUUGACCCUUACCCCCUUCUUCCCUGCAGAACAGUCUGAGGGAGGGGAGAUAGAAGCAAUAGAAGACAAGUAACCAGCUCUGGCUUUGCCAGCCUGGCCAAGCAGCCAGCCUAGAGCACACUGAGAAAAGGCAGUUUUGUAAGUUGGGACCUGAGGUCCUAAUAACAAUCCUAUGAGAAGGGACAUUGCACCCCAAUAUCUUAGAGUCACAGUGCUGACUCCUAGAGUCUAACAUGAGUUGCACCUUUUGACCAUCUUGCCCUCAGUUCCAAGGCAAGCUGCCCCUGCUUGCUGUAAAGCCAGAGAGCCAUUAUAGGGGGGUCAGGAAUCAUGCGAGUCCAGAUGAGCCACAGCAGCAAGGCUGUGGAGCCCAUGGGCACUGCACUUGCGUGCCCAUCAGCCAAGGACAGAGAACACAGAGCCUGCAGUCCCAGCAGCCUGAGCAGACAUGGUGUGUGCUUGGCCAUACAUCCUCUUUCCCCUACCCAUGCUGUGGUUAAGUGUCCUGGCUUGGGGGUGGGGGGUGAUUCUGCUCAGUGGUGAGUCCCUGAACACAGGAUGACAUGAGCAGCCCCUUGAAGGGUUUUGUUAUUUCUUUCUUGUUGAGUAACUUGGACAUGGAAAUGCCAAGUACCUGCUGUUGGACAAGGGUGUAAGCUUCUCUUCAAGGCUUUUGUUCUCAUUCCCUUGUUUGGCUUGGCCCUCGGAAGUCUGCUUAUUUGAAUUCUUUCCCAAAAGAAUACCAUCAGAGAAGGCGCUGUUCAGCCAGCUUAACAACACAUAGCCAUCAGCAGUGCCCACUCAUUGGGGAAGGGACAUAGGUUAUCAAGUUCAUUUCCCUUGGCUACUCUUAUUACAGAUAGUGGCUGCUCAUGGUGACCCCUGGGCAGAUGCCAGGCCAGGGUUCGUAUGCAGGGACCUGAAGUGACAGGAUGGGGCAGGGGAAAUGUGACUUAUCAGGCAUUUUACACUUGUUGCAGCCUUGAAUGUUGACUUUAAAAGUGAGGCGCCCUGGUGAUCAGCUUGAACAGUUCUAGCUCUCACUGGAGUAACAGGAUGACGGAUCAGUUUCUUUGGCCAGAUUCCGGCCUUGGCUUUGUGGCUUUCCCACAGGGACUGGAAUGCUCCUGCCUGAAGCCACUGGCUAACUUCCUCAGCUGCCCUUCCUCAGUCCCAGCUCCCCAUGGAGGUAUUUUAAUGUUUAUCCUUUGACUUCCUCUGUAGUCUGUCUUUACUGCUUUUGACAUUCAGAUCCUUAGUGUCUCAGUGGUGACCAAUCUUUCUUGAGAAAGCACAACAGUCUGGGACUCUGGGCAUUUAUCUCCUCUGAUUGUAAAUGUCUCCUUGGUCUUAAGUACUAACAUUGAACUCCCUGAAGUAAUCUUAGCUUCUUUAGUAAGAAUUCGUGGUGUAAGGGUUUGGGGCAUUUUGAGUUUCCUAACCCCUUCCAGGAAGCAGUUCUUGGCUGUGUGACUUUUUCAACUCCGAGCAGCAUGGGAAGGCAGACAAAAAGCAUGGAUGAAGUUCAAACCUUGGCAGUUGCUGAGGAAACUGGGAGUCUGCUGUUAACCACAUGGACAGUGUUGUUAACAUGUUAACUGUGACUGUUAACAUGGGUUGGGUUCUAAUCAGUGUUACCUGACCAUGCACAGUUUGUCUGCAGUAUGGCACUGGCCAUAGCAUGAGAGAACUUCGCCUUUAUCAGGAACUGCAGCUCCUUAUUGUUCAGACAGGUGAUGGAAACAAACACUAAUUUCUAAUAAAAUUGUAUGACACU
Molecule: messenger RNA, 3669 nt
Organism: Manis pentadactyla (Chinese pangolin)
Lineage: Eukaryota; Metazoa; Chordata; Mammalia; Pholidota; Manidae
Gene: TNFAIP1
Product: TNF alpha induced protein 1
Exons: 7
Coding region: 270-1220 (316 amino acids)
Biological process (GO): protein ubiquitination; proteasome-mediated ubiquitin-dependent protein catabolic process; protein homooligomerization
Cellular component (GO): Cul3-RING ubiquitin ligase complex
Molecular function (GO): protein binding; ubiquitin-protein transferase activity
Source: RefSeq, a predicted model, not a curated record